CUCCGGUUCCCCUCCGUGCCCCCGGCCGGCAGCUGGGGCUCAGCUGACCCCAUUAUCCGCACGGCGGUGGGAUGGCUGUGCCGGUGCCUCCCAGCCCGGCGGUAGGAGGAAGGCGUGGGGUUGGGUUGGAUCCUUCUCCCUGAAGCGGUGCUGAAUAAUUCAGGCAUCUUGGGUCACCUUGCACGGCGGCUGCCUAAGAUGGAGGUUGUGCGGGAUGCGUGCGGGGCCGCGGCGGUGACUGCCUGCAGGUGAGUGUGGCAGGCUAUGGGAUGGAUGAAGCUGAGCAGGACCAGUAUGAAGCCCGACUCAAGGAGCUCUUCGACAGCUUCGACAGCACAGGCACAGGGUCCCUGGGGCAGGAGGAGCUCACUGACCUGUGCCAUGUGCUGCACCUGGAGGAGGUGGCCCCGGCGCUGCAGCAGACCCUGCUCCAGGGCAACCUCCUAGGCAGGGUCCACUUUGAUCAGUUCAAGGAAGCACUUAUCCUCAUCUUGUCCAGAACACUGUCAAAUGAAGAGCACUUCCAAGAACCAGACUGCUCCCCAGAAGCACAGCCCAAAUACAUCAAAGGCAAUAAGCGCUAUGGCCGCCGGUCGCUGCCGGAAUUCCAGCAGUCGGUGGAGGACUUUGCUGAGGUGACCGUCCUGGAGCCGCUGGGAGAGGAAGUGCAGCCUCCACACAUCACAACCAGCAGCCGGGAGCAGCGCUGGAAGACGCAGGACAGCGAGGAAUACGAGGCAGAAGGGCAGCUGCGCUUCUGGAACCCUGAUGACCUGAAUGCCUCCCAGGGGACAUCACUGCCCACACCAGAGUGGGUGGAGGAGAAGCUGCAGGAGGUGUGUGAGCACCUUGGCAUCACCAGGGAUGGCCACUUGAACCGCAAAAAGCUCAUCUCCAUCUGCGAGCAGUUUGGGCUCCAACACAUUGAUGGGGAGGUGCUGGAGGAGGUGCUCCAUAACCUGGAGCAGGAUGGCACUAUGAGCGUAGAGGAUUUCUUCUACAGCUUGUUUAGGAACGCAAAGCCACUGACACCCUCAGCAUCUACCCCGUACCGACAGCUGAAGAGACACCUCUCCAUGCAGUCCUUCGAUGAGAGCGGCCGUCGCACUGCAGGCCCCACUGCCAUGCCCAGCACCAUUGGGUUCUGCCUCUUCUCCGGCCUGGAUGAUGGCAUGGGCUAUGGCUGUGUGGAGGGCAUCCUGGACUGCUGGCACCAGGAGGGCGUGGAGAACAGCCAGGACGUCCUGAAGGCACUGGAUUUCAGCUUGGAUGGGAAGGUGAACCUGACCGAGCUGACGCUGGCACUAGAAAAUGAGCUUCUAAUAACCAAGAACAGCAUCCACCAGGCAGCUCUGGCCAGCUUCAAGACAGAGAUCAGACACCUGCUGGAGCGGAUUGACCAAGUGGCCAGAGAGAAGGAGAAGCUGCGCUCGGAUUUGGAAAAAGCUGAGAAACUGAAAUCUCUGAUGGCUUCUGAAGUUGAUGACCACCAUGCAGCGAUAGAGCGCCGGAAUGAGUACAACCUCAGGAAGCUGGAUGAGGAGUACAAGGAACGAAUCGGCGCUCUGAAGAAUGAACUGCGGAAAGAGCGCGAGCAAAUCCUGCAGCAGGCAAACAGGCAGCGGCUGGAGCUGGAGCAGGAGAUAGAGAAGCUGAAAACUGAUGAGAACUACAUCCGUGACCGUCUCACACUGUCACUGAAGGAAAACAGCCGUCUGGAGAGCGAGCUCUUGGAAACUGGAGAAAAGCUGGCCGAGUAUGAAAGCCUGGCAAGCAAACUGCAGAGGAACUUGGAAAAUGUCCUGGCCGAGAAGUUUGGGGACCUGGAUCCCAGCAGCGCAGAGUUCUUCCUGCAGGAGGAGAGGUUGGCCCAAAUGAAGAGCGAGUACGAGCUGCAGUGCAGGGAGCUGCAGGACCAGAUCGAUGAGCUGCACUCAGAGCUGGAGGAGUACCGCACUCAGGGCAAGGUGUUCAGGCCAUCUCUGAAAAACUCACUGUCAGAGGAGUUUGACAUUGAUAUCAAAAGCUAUGGCAACAGUGGCAUUGAACCUGACCAGGGACUUGGGUCAGAAGACUGCAAUCCAUUAAAUAUGAGCAUAGAGGCUGAAAUGGCCAUUGAGCAAAUGAAGGAGCAACAUCACCGCGAUUUGCAUCACCUCAAGCAGGAGCUCGAAGAUGCUGUGAGUCACUAUGAGAAGCAGCUGGAUGAGACAAAAACCCACUGUGAGAGGGAGCAGGAAGACAUGAGGAAGAAGUAUGGCGAGGAGAUGUGUGUGAUGGAGGAGCAGAUAGCUGGGCUCAGAAGCCAAGUUGCAGAGCUGCAAGGAGAGGCUGCAGCACUCAGGGAGCAGCAAGAAAAGCUCGGCUGCGAACAUGAUGCUGAGAAGAACAAGCUGCAGGUCAGCUUCAGUGAGGAGAAAGCCAAUCUGCAGGAGCUCCUGAGGCAGGAGCACGAGGAUGAUGUUAGAGCCAGGCUGGAGCAGGCAAAUGAGAAGUUCAAUCGAGAACGGGAGGAGCUGAUCCAGAACGGUGCGUGGGCAGAGGAGAAGAUGAGAGCGCUGCUGCAGGCACUGCAGGAGGAGAAGGGAGAGCUGGAGCACAGCUUCCAUCAGCAGCUGGAGAGGAUGGCAGAAGCACACAGCAUGGAGAAGGAGGAGCUGCUGAGGAAGCACAGGCUGGAGUUGGAGGAGGAGAGGCGAAAAAUGGAAAGUGACUAUAACAGAAGAGCAUCUCAUGCUGAAAGCCAGUUCUCUGCUGACACCCAAACACUUGUGAAUAAAUAUGAAGAAACCAUCCAGAGUCUGGAGGGCCGCCACCAGCGAGAGCUGCAUGAGCUUAUGGAGCUGCAGAGAGAGGAGAAGGCUCAGUGGGAAUUUGAAAGGGAUGAAAUUGCCCAGGAGGUCGCUGAAGCCCAUGAACAGCUGAAGGAAAGCCUGGCAAAUGAGAAGGCUGCUUCUGUUGCACUGAGCAGAGAAAAAGAGCUCCUGGAGAAGAAGUUUAAGGAGGAGGUGAACAUGCUGGUGUGUGAGAAGGAGCAGCUCCAGAAAGAGCUGCGGGAGCUGAGGGAUGCUGCUGAGGAGCAAGAGAGAAAGCUGAGCAAUGAGAUGUUACAGCUGCAAAAUGACCACGAGAAAGAGCUGAAGGACAAAGAGGAACGUAUCAACACGGUGGAGGAAAGUGGGAAGUUGGUCAGCCAGAAACUGGAGAGACUCAACAGUGAGUAUAAGCGGGAGAAGGAAGAACUGAAUUCCAAACUUCUUGCUUUGGAAAGUUUAAACAAAGACAUCUGUGUGAAAGCAGAAGCAGAAAAGGCAGAGAUGCAUUUGGAGAUCUCAAACCUCCAAGAAAAAGUGCAGAAGUUGCAGUGGGAGAAUCAUAGUUUUUCUGCAGUACAGAAUCACUAUCGGGUCCUAGAGAAUGAAUACACCAAAGCAAAGAGCAAAAUAGCUUCUUUCUCCGGUACAGAAGCUCUGGGAGAUGACACAGAUGUUCUUAUAAACCUGCAGAAGGUGCACGAGCAAGCUGUGAAGGAAAAUGUCAGGAUGGCUGCUGAGAUUGUCAGGCUGCAGCAAAGGCUGCGAGAUGCUGAGUGCAGAUCUAUGGGGUGUGCCUGGCCUGAUUGCUCCCACCCUGGAGGGCUGCCCUGUGGCUGCAGAGAUGAAAGCAAAGGAGAGCAUCUGGAUGGCUUUCAGCUCCUGGAGGCUGACACUGCAGACCUUAAAGAAGGGAUGGGUUCUGGUUUGGAGGAGCCGUGUGAUGGAAGCAGAGUGGACAGUGAUGCUCCUGAGGUGUGGGUGUGCCAGGUACCACGGGGUAAAAUGGGACUGGGAAGUGAUUGCAGCCUUGAUUUGGACAAGGAUCAAGAGGUGGUUUCUCAGGUGCCUCUGCUGCAAAAAAAGAGAAAUAUUGAGAGAGUAUCCAGGCUAAAAAUACUCCAAAAUGGUAUUAAGCAGCAGAAUGUCUGUCUGCUAAGUAACAGAGCAUCUCCCAGGAAUGAAAGCUUUUAUCCUGAUGCUUCAAAGCUGCAGACUGAGGUCAAGCACGUCAAAGAACUGGAAUGUGCUCCAGGAUCGAUGAACAGUGACCUGGAAAGUGCAAUGCCUCAGCUCUGGGAGAGGGUUGAAGAGCUGCAAGAAAGACUGUUGGCACAAGCCAAGCUGCUGUCACUGCAGGAAGAAAUUCAGGCAGAAAAUGAGGACCUAAAAUCUGAAGUGAUGAAGUUAAUUGAACAAAACAGAGUCCUGGAAGACAACCUGUGUGAGCUGAGAAGCUUUCAUUGCCAGCUACAAGAAAGUGACCCGGAAAGCAUGAAGCUCUGGGAGGAAAACACGCAGCUCCCCAAAGCAGUUAGAGAAUUGAAAGAUGGCCAAACCCAAAGUACUGGAGGAGAAAUAGAUGUGUCCAGGGGAAAGUUAAGGCCACGAUGCCAGCUUGGGAAGCUGGAAGAACGGGUGGCAGUGUUUGAGGCUCUGCAAGAUGAGCAUGCCCAGUGUGACAGCACGAUGAAGGAAACCUCUACAGGAAAGAGGGGCCUGCAGGAGCACAGUGGGAUGCUGGAGGAGGUUCCCACUCUGGUUAACCCCAAUGACCUGCAUCUCCAAGGGGAGGAGGAGAGGAACGUGGUGAUGCAUGGCUUGCAAAGCACGUGCACUGAGCUGCAGCAAAAAGUUGAUCUUUUGAGAUGUGAGGCUGAGAAGCUCAGAGAAGAAAAUGCCAUUCUGAGAAACAGAGUGACGCUGCUAAACGAGGAGGGCAGUGCUUCCAGCCUGAAACUGAGGGAGCUGAACGGAUCCCAGGAGGAGAUGCGGCAAAAGAUAGAGGCAGUGAGGAAGGAGAAAGUGGCUGUUCAGAAGAUGGUCGACAAUCUGAAAAAGCAGGUAGCAGAUCUGAAGGCCAGGAACCAGCAGCUGGACUCUGAAAACACAGAACUGAGCCAGAGAAACUCCAAAAACCAAGCAGAUGUGCAGGAUCUCAACCAACAGCUGGCAAGGGUGCUGAAACAAAAGGAAAGGGAAGCAGGAAGAUGUACUCUGGAAGAGUGGGAAAAGGAGAGAUUGGCACUGAAAGAGGAACUAGAAAACAAUAAAGUAAAGUCAUCAAAUGUGGUGUCCUCCUUGGAGAUGGAGCUGUCAAAAACAAAAGUUCAAGCUCAUAUGUUGGAGCAGGAAAACUGCCUUCUCAAGGAGGAGCUGGAGAAGGCAAAACAGCUCCCCAGAUGCCCUGACCUCUCUGACCUUCAGAACGAAGUCUCUAGUUUGAUGACUAGAAAUGAAAAGCUGCUGAAAGAGAAGGAAGCGCUGAGCGAGGAAUUAAGCAGGUGUAUUGAUAAGGUGGCCAAAGUAAGCUUCUUGGAGAGCACAGUUGGCGGCUUGAAGCAGGAGCAGAAGUCUUGGGAGCAGCAGAGUCAGACCCUGAAAACACAGCUAUCAGUUUCACAGGAGAAGGUUCAGAGCUUGGAUGAAACCCUGCAGACCACCACCCUCCAGAUGUCCCGCCUGAGGUCAGACCUGCGGGUGGCACAGCAGGAGAAGGAAGCUCUCGAACAAGAGGUGAUGUCUUUACACAAGCAGCUGCAGAACGCCAAUGAGAAGAACCGAGUCCUAGCACGGGCUGUGCCUUCCCCAGGGCGCUCACAGCAGGAUGAGCUGGAGCAGCUGAUGGCCCAGGAGCAGCAGCUGCUGCAGCAGGAGAAGGAACGGCUGCAGAGGGAGGCCCGGAGUUCUGCCACAGAGCUGGUGCAUGCCAGGGAGAAGAUCCGACAGCUGGAAUCCACUGUCCUUUCCCUAAAGCACCAGAAGCAUCAAAGCCAGUCAGGUAUUGUCAAAGCCAUAGAGCAGGAGAAAUUAAGCUUGAAGAGGGAGUGUGAGCAGCUACAGAAGGAGUUGUCCUCUGCCAAUAGGAAGAUCAGUCAGAUGAAUUCUCUUGGGCAUGAACUGGAAACGAGCUCAGAAAAUGAAGGGCUAAGGAAAAAGCAGGUCAAGCUGGAUGAUCAGUUAAUGGAGAUGCGACACUCGAGCAGCAGCGGGAUGCUUAGCCAGCCCCUGCCCCCCCGGGAGCUCCCGCAGCAGGGCUGUGCUGUGGUGCCCAGGGAGCAGUUCCUGCAGCUCCAGCAGCAGCUGCUGCAGGCAGAGCAGCGGAGCCAGCGGCUGCAGGAGGAGCUUGAAAGCAGACCUUCUGAAACCAACAUGCAGCAGGGGGGCCACGAGCAGCUUCUAAAGAUGAUGGAAGAACGUAUGAUGGAUGUUGAACAGAAACUGAGGCUUGUGAAGAGGCUUCUCCAAGAUAAAGUGAAUCAGCUGAAGGAACAACUUUCCAAGAACACCAAAGCAGAUGCAGUGGUCAAGGAUCUCUAUGUUGAGAAUGCUCAACUGCUGAAGGCUUUGGAGAUGACGGAGCAGCGGCAGAAAACUGCUGAGAAGAAGAACUAUUUACUAGAAGAGAAGAUUGCCAACCUCAAUAAGAUCGUGAAGAACUUGGCAUCCCCAUCUUUCAGUUCAGCAGCUGAGUUGAGAUCCUAGCAGAGCCAUUAAGUAUCGCCACAAUCCCAUGCACUUUACUGGAAUUUUAAUAUUUCAGCUUUUCACUGCGUUGCCUUUUUGUAUCAAUGACUUUUGGUUAAGAGAUGCCUCCAAGGGGAUGGCAGAGCUAAACCCCAAGCAGACACUGCCAACUGAGAUCCUUUUGUUUAUUCCCAAGCUGUUUGUUCUGCUAAGUUUUGUCUAAAAGUAAUCUUUGCUAUGUAAAAAACAAAAGUAUUUGUUUCAGGGUUAACUUAUUUUGAUACUUUGGUUUUAAUUUAAAACACAAAUUCUGAAUAUACCGGAUUGACUAUUUCUAUUUAGAUCGAAGCACAAACUCCUGCUAUUGUAUUAAUGACUUUAAAACCCUUUUGGCUUUUUGGGAUAUUUCUUGGUCCAAACCUAGGAAUAUUGAUAAGAUCAGGCUCACCUGAGUUGGAAGGGACCUGAAGGUCAUCUGGUCCAACUAGAGCAGGGAAUGAGGAGGGACAUCCACAGUCUGCAUACUGCUGAUGGAGUUGCUAUUGAAAGCAAGACUUUCCUGAUGCUGCCUGUAUUCUGCAAUACGAUUCUAGUUUCUGUAAAGCAAUAUGCUCCUCUUAUGCAUUAGGAAUCCGGGUUAUUCCUCACGGCUGUUUCUCUGCAGGAGAAAAGCAGUGAAAGAUGUGUACAUAGACUCAUAGACUACUGCCUCCAGCUGACGUAACUGCAUGUUAUCUGGAGAGACGUCCCAGAUGGCAAAUAAAGACUACUGCUCUUUUUUAGUUAAGAAAUUGUAGAGGACUUACCCUUUUUUUUUUUUUUUUUUUUUGUUAUACUAAAUAAUAGAAGAGUCACCAAACAGAAGGGAAGCAAUGAGUUCCUGGGAGUUGUACAUUCAGUAUAGUGGUGGAGUACACCUACUGUUCAACUGGCAGGGAGGGAAGAGGGGAACUUAGUGGUGUGGCUCUGGGCAGCCUGGGCUGCUGGUUGGUGACCCUGCACACAGCAGGAGGUUGGAGCUGGAUGAGCACUGUGGGCCUUUGCAACCCAGGCCAUUCCAUGACUCUAUAAUCAGACCUCCCAGCCCUUUGUCACUAACGCAGUGCUCCGUUUACGUGGUGAUUUGGAAGGACGUGUCCUUUGUGGUGGGUCUGAGUACAGAAACUAAGUUUGUAGUUAAUUGUGAGGAAACACUACAUGUUGAAUACAAAGAACUCAGGGAAUUAAGUGUUAGUUUCCUUCAGUUUAAUAAAUGUGGGCGUUAAUAUCAGUAGAUGGAGGUUAGCGUGCAUUAGGGAGAACAGGACAGACAGAAUCACCUUUGGUUGCAUAUUGCCUUCAUACUCCCCGAGCAGCCUGCAGUGGUGCUGUAGUCAGGAAGGCUGAAGGGCACGCAGCUUUGUAAUGACAGGUGGUAAUUACAUCUCCUAUCUGAUGAGUUCAUGGGGAACACAGGCUUUUUGGGAACGCUUUCAGGGCCCAACAGAAGUCGCUGAAUGAGGACUCAGAUGCUUUGGAGCUUGUUAUAACCAAUUAUUACUACAGUCUAGAUGUGAUGCUAGCUCCCCCUACAAAUGCUGGCCUCCAUCAGACCAGUAAGGUGUACUUAAUGUAUACAAUACCACUGAAAGGGGCCAUACUGGCAGUACUUGAAACUGGACCUCUUUAAAUAUGCAUGGAUCGUGGAUGCAGGAAGGGAAGAGGGGAGCUCUAGGGUAACCUAUGGAAGGUGACUUUCACUCAGCAGUGUGGCUGUAAGGGAUGUUACCUUUGUCUACAGGGUUACCUGCCACUCAGAGGGCUGCAGGACUGAGCUGCACUUGCUGGGUAUGACCUCCUCUUCUCCUCCUCCAUUGCCUUAUGGAAACAGACAUACCGUAGUGGCAGAAUGUCUUGGAGGAACAAAAAAAUUCCUUUUAAAUGAUUUCACUGCUCUGCUGUUGUAAAUGCCCACACAGGCUAUUUGGCUGCGUAAUCUCAGAGAUUUACAUAUCCUGAUUUUCACAGGCUGCAAAAACAUUUUGACAGAUCUCACUGAUGUGAGUUGGAGCUUGGUUUUCUAAUUUGAAGUCAAGAGAUCCAUCUUCUUUGUAUUAUUAAUCUGGAAGUGGUAACAGUUGUAAUCAUAGAACAUUUGGGUUGGAAGGGACCCUUCAAGGCCCUCUGGUCCCACUCCCUGCAAUGCACAGGGACACCCACAGCUCCAUCCGUGCUCACAGCCCAUCCCCUGACCCUGGUUGUCUGCAGGGAUGGGGCAGCACCACCUCUCUGGGCAGCCUGUGCCAGUGCUUCAUGUUACACCUCUGUGUGUGGGUACCAGGGCUGUGUGUUAGCAGUGUGGUAACUGAGCACACCUUGAACCAUGCUUACACGAAGGAAAUGAGCAAAGUUUGAAAAUAUUUCCUGGAAACACCACAGUUAUGGUUCAGAUGAUCAGAACUGUGUUUGGAAAUGCAUUAUUAGCUACUACAUAUUAACACCACUCCAUAUAUUGCCCAGGGAGUGCUGGGCUCACCAUCCCUGGGGGUGCUCCAUUGCUGUGGGGAUGUGGCACUGAGGGACGUGGGCAGUGGGCACAGUGGGGUGGGCUGGGUUGGGCUUGGGGGUCCUGGAGGGCUUUUCCAACCUGAAUGGUUCUGUGAUUCUACAAAAACAAGGGAGCCAAGCUUGAUGUUAGCACUGGAAUACAGGGGAGAAGCAGAGAAAAGGGAUUCUAUCUGUUCCUCUUCUCUCCCUAUCCUGUCUCAUCCACGUUUCUUUCUUCCAAACACCAUCCUAACCACAGGAAAGGACUGGAGAAUGAUGGAGGAGAAACACAGUAGACAAAAAACCCAAAUCUCAUUGGAAUGCUUGUGCGAAUGAGUUCUCAGAAGUGCCUUUUGUCAUUUCUAUGCUGUACCGCUUUUGUUGCUGCAGGACAAUUCAGGACAAACCCUUCCCAGGUGGGGGGAAUGGUCACGGUGCUCCAACCAGUGUUGUGUUGCUUGUUGUGUCAGCUCAAGGGAUAAGCAGCUCAUCCCACAGUGUCAAGGCUACUGAAAAUAAGCAUAGAAACAUGCAAACGUGCAAAGCAUUUUGUGGUCUUUUGUGCAUGAAUGUGUCUCCUAUGCACUACAGGCAUUUUUCAGAUACCAAAGUAUUUAGCGAUGUGGUAAGUCACUGAAUUUCUGGGCCUCCUUGGUACAGCAGGGCUCGCCUGUUUGGCUAUCAGUAACUGCACGGCCAGAAGGUGUUUUCAAUGCUUUCAACUCUCAUUUUAUGAAUCACUGUGAGAAUAAAGGCAUGUGGGUAUCCAGGGCUGGAGUCUGGGGAGCAGGAGGGGGCAGAGGAAUCGCACUCGUGUUAAAUGGACGUGAGCUGAAUUCACACCAUUGAAGUACUACAUGUCAAUUUAGGAUGGUAUAAAAGCAUGCUUUGCUACCUAUAUUCCCAUUGCUACUUUGGGUACAAAGCAAAUUGAAUUAGUUCAGUUCUGGCUGGAAAAGGAAGGGUUGUAACAUACUUUUAGCCAAUGAAUAGGCGAGGUGGAGCUGGGGACAGCCCAGCUCUGUCCAUUACAACACAAACAGCAUCACCAGCCCUCAGGUGUUCCAUGCCUUCCUGCUGUGUGUGAUGCUGGCACUGCUGACCUGUCUAAUGCAUAAAUGGAAACAGUUGGUCUUUGGGUACGCUUGUUUUUGCUGCGCGUCGUCAUGUGCUGACCUUACACCACCACGUGAAGGGGAAGGAGGGACCAAGCUGUGUGUUAUUUAUCAUGAAUGUAAAGAAAUGAAAUAAAUCACUGUCAGAUCCCUG
Molecule: messenger RNA, 10295 nt
Organism: Coturnix japonica (Japanese quail)
Lineage: Eukaryota; Metazoa; Chordata; Aves; Galliformes; Phasianidae
Gene: NIN
Product: ninein
Biological process (GO): centrosome localization; microtubule anchoring at centrosome; centrosome-templated microtubule nucleation
Cellular component (GO): ciliary transition fiber; centrosome; centriole
Molecular function (GO): calcium ion binding
Source: RefSeq, a predicted model, not a curated record